CACCCCCACCCCCCCCUCCUCCACAGAUGAUCGUUAGUUAGCUGAUGUCUGUGUUUAACCCGCCGUUCCGCCGUCGCUCUGCCGCGUUCAUCUCGGCUCCCAGCGCUCGCCGCUCCGGCUCUGCGUCCCCGGGUGGAGCUCAGAGAUGCCCUCCUCUUCACAGACCUUCUCAGACCAUUCGCAUCUCCUCACACCUUCAGUGAGCACCGAGGCGCCGCAAACUGCUUUUGAUGCGAUCGAUCGUCGCGUCAAGUGAGACUUCCCCUCCUCGCAGCCUCGCGAUCGCGCGGGGGAUCGAUCAGAGCCUCUCUCCGUGGUGCUGAAAGUGACCCGCUGGCCGGAUUGCGCGCGGGGCCCCUUCUCUUUUUUUCUUCAUUACCAUGUAAUAUUUGUGAGUGGGAAUGAAUCGUAUUUACGCUUUAAAAAUUAACCAGCCGAACCCCACUUGCGAAUAUGUCUCAGAGCCCUACUGACUCAUAAAUAGAAAAACUGUAAAAGUGCUUCUGCAUGGAUUGAGUAAGUUUAAUGAUUUGGAGGUUUCUCUUUUUUGUAAGUUAAAGAGGAAGAAUCAUCAGAAAGAAGAGUCUGGCGAAAGCGGAUGAAUUUCUUACUUGCUCUUGGAUUUCUCGAACUGGAGAGUUGAGAUUGAGCUUCGCCUUGGCGCUCGCGCUCCCAGCAGAAGUUGAGCCGAGGACCGAUGAGCGUGUGGUGAAGGGCGAGCAGGAACGUGUGCGCGCGCCAUGGAGACCUCCGCCAACGGGUCCAGCUUUGGGAUCGACUCCUUGCUUUCUCACAGGCCCGGAAGUCCAGUCGCCUCGAAAGGGGACAGUCUGAUGGCGGAAUGCAGGUCUCCACUGGAGUUCAGCCCCCGGUCCGACAUGGAGAGCGCGUGCUCCUCGCCCCCAUCGCCGCGGCGGGAGUGCGUGGAAGAGGCGGCCCAGAGACAAGGUCCGGCCCUGGGGCUCCAGGCCCAUCUACAGCACGGGCCCAUGUCCGGCGGGUCGCAGCCACGGACCGUAACGUCGUCCUUCCUGAUCAGGGACAUCCUGGCGGACUGCAAGCCCCUGGCCGCCUGCGCUCCCUACUCGAGCAACGGGCAGCCCACGCAGGACGGAGGGCGGCUGGCCUCCAAAAUAGCGGAGGACUUCAUGGAGAAAAUCCACAGCAACUCGUCCUCGGACAGUGAAUACAAAGUGAAGGAAGAAGGCGACAGGGAGAUCUCGAGCAGCAGGGACAGUCCCCAGGUGCGGCUCAAGAAGCCCCGCAAGGCGCGCACGGCCUUCACGGACCACCAGCUCGCGCAGCUCGAGCGCAGCUUCGAGCGCCAGAAGUACCUGAGCGUGCAGGACCGCAUGGAGCUCGCGGCCUCGCUGAACCUGAGCGACACGCAGGUCAAGACCUGGUACCAGAACAGGAGGACCAAGUGGAAGCGGCAGACGGCGGUGGGACUCGAACUCUUAGCCGAGGCUGGGAACUAUUCGGCCCUGCAGAGGAUGUUUCCGUCGCCCUACUUCUACCCCCAAAGCCUGGUGUCGAACCUGGACCCCAGUGCGGCGCUCUACCUGUACCGGGGCCCCUCGGCUCCGCCACCCGCCCUCCAGCGCCCCCUCGUCCCGCGGAUCCUCCUGCACAGCCUGCAGGGGGGCAGCGAGCCUCCGCCGCCACCGCCGCCCCUGCCCGCGAUCCCCGCGGUGAUUCCACGGGGGACACAGCCACGGUGAGCGGGAGCCACGGGACUGCAGAGCGGGAGCUCUCCGCACCUCCGAACUGCGCAGAACUGUGCAGAACAGACAGAACCAGAAAGAGAGAGAGAGAGAGAGAGAGAGAGAAAGAGAAAAAAGGACUGAGAACCUGUCUCACCUCACAGCUCUAGCGUUUUAUGUUAAUUAUUUAUUUUUAAAAUUAUUUAUUGAAUUAGUACUAUGAUUAUUAUUAUUAUGGUUAUUAUUUCUCCACCAAGGAAACCCGCUGUAUCCACCAGGCACUUCUCCUCUUCGUUUCAUUGGGACAACAGGAAUGUUGCUGACGGCAAAAACUGGAAAACAUUAAAAACUCUGAAAGGAUCAGCGGGAUUUACAGGACAAAAAUAGCACUUUAUUCACUUUAUUAUCUUUAUCGAAGCUACUUAUAAACAAUGGCUCAUAUUAAAACAUAACUAAAACAUACGACGGGGAUGCUGACAACAAAAGUAUUAUUAUUAUUAUUAUUAUUAUUAUUAUUAUUGAAUAAUAACAACAACAAUAAUAACCAUAAUCAGUAAAGAUGACAAAUGUAUUGUUCGUUUAAUUUAUUUACACAAAUAACACGCAAAAUUUAAAGUUUAAUUACGAAACGCAAAGGUAUUGAUUUUAUUUUGCAGGCUAUAAUAUGAAAUAUGAAAGAAACCAGUCAGUACCACGGACCCCCGGAUCAAUUUAUCAUAUUUAUGCUCUAGAAAUUGUCGCCAUAGUCCACGUUUUAUUUUCAAAGCAGUAUUGAUAAAUGUUGACAUUUUUUUCCUACAAAACACGACUAAACUUGCUGAGGUGUAAAUAAGAGUAUUUUUACAAAAUUAAAAUUAACUUUUGUUUUACUGAUUUUUUUUUUAAAUCUGCACAUCCCUCAUAAAAUACUGUGCAGUGGAAAAAUGGCAGUUCCGUUCAAACACACUUCUUACAGAAAAAAAAAUGCCGUCGAUUCACAUUUCAUUGCAGUAUGUCACUUUUUUAUAUAAGACCUGACAUUCAUCUCCACGGAUUAAAAAUAACAUAAUGUAAAAAAAAUAGGAUCGAUUCACGAGUGUGCGUAAAUACUCUAAAUUAUGGGAGCAUUUCGAAAUAGAACACAAGGAAAAUAAUUUUAGGAUAAAAGUUAAGGUAGCACAUCUUUCAGGACAUGUCUUCAUAUUUAAAAGUUUUAUUGUUACUGUUUUAUCCUUAUUAAUAACACGAUGAUACUAAACAAUAACGAUACAUACUUAAUGUUAUUUUCAAUUUAACACAGUUAUGCCUGUUUUAUGUGCUACAUUUAUAUUUAAUUCCCCUGAUCCUGAAGGUCGCAGUUAUAGAAGCGAACAACGAGGUUUAAUCCCAAAAAAACUUUGUAUUGUGUUGAUGAGAUACUAGAAAAGGCUGAAUGAUCAAUGAAUUAUCAUCGAUCGCUUGUGAUGAUCAAUCGACAAACAGAGUGAGGAGCCAGUUCAUUUGGCCCAUUUGGACUUCCGUGCUUUUUUGAAAAAUAAUUUUGUUUUUUUUUUGAAAGAUAAAAAAUAUGUAUUUACAGAAACGCUGCGCAGAUCGAUCUAAGAUGAUUUUAUUUUCUUUUAUCGGAAAUUGAAAAUCCGUGGAAGAUCAUUGUAACUCUCUUUGGUGGAAGUGUACAUUGCCAAUAUGACCUUGUCGCGCGGCUCUUGUUGUGAAGUGGUUCUCGUGAUGCCCCCCACCCCACACCCUCACCCCCCGCAGUGUUGGCAAAAUGAACCUUUUUAUUCCAGGGUGUUCAACAGAGACCGAAAAUAUGGGGGAGUUUUGGUGUGAGAAUUCAUACAUUUUUUUUAAUGUACAAAUAAAGUUCGUACAAUAAAUGACAGACUGGGCUUCAGUUUAAUUAAUUUUAAUGUACACAUAACGGGGAAAACCUUACUAAAAACAUUUUCUGCUUUUAUGGUUAGGCGUGAAAUUUGGCGGGAAAAAAGGCAAGAAUUAACGGCAUUAUUUGAUACCAUCAACAGACAACGGGGUACAAACUAGA
Messenger RNA from Scleropages formosus (Asian bonytongue), 3729 nucleotides. Its product is annotated as barH-like 1 homeobox protein. Gene Ontology annotation, biological process: regulation of DNA-templated transcription. NCBI's taxonomy places the organism in Eukaryota, Metazoa, Chordata, Actinopteri, Osteoglossiformes, Osteoglossidae. The transcript has 3 exons. Gene Ontology annotation, molecular function: DNA binding; DNA-binding transcription factor activity, RNA polymerase II-specific. The record is from RefSeq and is a predicted model, not a curated record. Bases 741 to 1721 code for a protein of 326 amino acids.